CUUCCUGCUCAGCCCAGACCCUCCCAAGUCGGCAGGUGCCGCAGCAGCCAGGCGUGUGCCUGCCAGAAGCCUCAGUGGGAGCUCAGCGGCCUGUCAGGACAGCACUGUCUGCUGGCCUUUCCAGCCAUACCAUGGCUUCUUGCCCUGAGCUGGACAAUGCCCAGCGCGAAUGUACGGAGGGGGCUGCUAGUGGGCCGCGCACCCAGCCCGGGGAAGACGAGGACACCCUCAGAAAUGACCCUGGUCCCCUGUUAACCGAGAUAGAGCUUCUGCCGUCCUACACCACCGUGGCUCUGAUGGAGGUGCCUGCAGAGAAGGAAGACCCCUGGGAUCUGCCUGCCCUUCAGGACAAGGGCAUCAAGUGGUCAGACAGAGACACCAAAGGGAAGAUUCUCUGUGUCUUCCGAGGAAUCGGGACAUUCAUUUUGCUUCUGGGAUUUCUUUACUUGUUCAUGUGUUCAUUGGAUGUGCUCAGCAGUGCCUUCAAGCUGGUUGGAGCUAAACUUGCUAGCCAUUUCUUCAGCAACAACUCUAUUAUGUCCACGCCUAUGGGGGGUCUGGUGAUUGGGAUGUUGGUGACCGUCCUGGUUCAGAGCUCCAACACGGCUUCCUCCAUCAUCGUCAGCAUGGUGGCCUCCUCACUGCUGACCGUGAGGACCGCCAUCCCCGUUGUCAUGGGGGCCAACAUCGGGACGUCCAUCACCAACACCAUCGUGGCGCUCAUGCAGGCGGGAGACCGCAACGAGUUCCGAAGGGCUUUUGCAGGUGCCACCGUUGAUGACUUCUUCAACUUCCUCACUGUGUUUGUGCUCUUGCCUCUGGAGGCUGCCACCCAUUACCUGGAGACCCUGUCUAACCUUGUCGUAGACACCUUCCACUUCAAGAAUGGAGAGGAUGCCCCGGCACUCCUGAAAGUUGUCACAGUUCCCUUGACAAAGCUCAUUAUCCAGUUGGAUGUAAAUGUUAUCAACCAAAUUGCGAUGAAUGAUGAAUCCAUCAAAGACAAAAGUCUGGUCAAGAUUUGGUGUGAAACUUUUACCAAUAAGACUCAGGUGAAUGUCACCGUCCCCUCACCUGAGAACUGCACCUCCCCACCCCUUUGUUGGACGGAUGGUGUCUCCACCUGGACCAUCAAAAACGUAACCUACCAGGAGAACAUCGCCAAGUGCCAGCACAUCUUUGUGAAUUUCAACCUCCCGGAUUAUGCUGUUGGCAUUAUUCUGCUGAUUGCCUCCCUGCUGGUCCUCUGUGGCUGCCUGAUCAUGUUCGUCAAUAUCCUGGGCUCCAUGCUCAGGGGGCAGGUAGCUGCUGUCAUUAAGAAGACCAUCAACACUGAUUUUCCCUUCCCCUUCACCUGGGUGACCGGCUACCUGGCCAUCCUUGUGGGAGCAGGCAUGACCUUCCUUGUGCAGAGCAGCUCCGUGUUCACAACUGCCAUGACCCCACUGUAUGGUAUUGGCGUGAUAUCCAUUGAGAGGGCAUAUCCACUUACUCUGGGCUCCAUCAUUGGUUCCACCACCACCUCCAUCCUGGCCGCCCUAGCCAGCCCUGGCAACACUUUGAGGAGCUCACUCCAGAUUGCGCUGUGCCACUUAUUCAUUAUCAUCUCCGGUGUCUUGCUGUGGUACCCCAUCCCGUUCACCCGCCUGCCCAUCCGCCUGGCCAAGGCACUGGGCAGCAUCUCAGCUAAGUACCGCUGGUUUGCUGUCUUCUACCUGAUCUUCUUCUUCUUCCUGGUCCCACUGGCACUGUUUGGCUUCCUGAUGGCUGACUGGCCAGUACAAGUGGGUCUGGGGGUGCUGUUCACCCUGGUGCUCCUUUCGGUGGUGAUCAUCAAUCUCCUGCAGUCCCGCUGCCCGAGCAUCCUGCCCAGGAAGCUGCAGGACUGGGACUUCCUGCCCCUGUGGAUGCGCUCGCUCAAACCCUGGGACAACCUGGUCUCCUUGGCCACCAGGUGCUGCCAGACGCACUGCUGCUGCUGCUGCCCCAAGUGCAGCAAGUGCUCGGAGGACCUGGAGGAGGGACAAGACAUCCCAGUGCAGACCCCUGCACUCUCUGAGAACUUGGCCAUGGGCACAGAGGCCAACGUUAGGAUUCCCAUGGCCCAAGUGGAUGCUCUGGGCAGAAAUACCGUCUCUAGCAGCACAGCCUUGUAGGGGUGGCUAAAGGCAGGUGCAGGAGCCCCUCGCCACAUAAGCCCAUGCUGCUCCAGGUCCUGCAUGGACAUUGAAGGGAUUUGUUCCUCACUGAGAAAUGUAUCCACAGUCUCUGCUUCUGGGUCUCCCACUCGCAGGCAGGUAGAGGGUGACCCUGGGAAUGAAAUGGGCUAGACAGUUGACCGCAGCCACCCACCCCUGCCCACAGCUGGACCUACAUUCAGCCUCAAGCCAUUCUUUUCUGCAGAAAAUACCCCACGAGAAAAUACUCCUUUUUCCUA
This is a messenger RNA of Talpa occidentalis (Iberian mole), 2437 nucleotides long. Its product is annotated as sodium-dependent phosphate transport protein 2B-like. Gene Ontology annotation, biological process: intracellular phosphate ion homeostasis; sodium-dependent phosphate transport. The transcript is spliced from 13 exons. Gene Ontology annotation, molecular function: sodium:phosphate symporter activity. Gene Ontology annotation, cellular component: apical plasma membrane; vesicle; brush border. Bases 132 to 2156 code for a protein of 674 amino acids. Lineage: Eukaryota; Metazoa; Chordata; Mammalia; Eulipotyphla; Talpidae. The record is from RefSeq and is a predicted model, not a curated record.